This is a messenger RNA of Cuculus canorus (common cuckoo), 3367 nucleotides long. Its product is annotated as CD8 subunit alpha. NCBI's taxonomy places the organism in Eukaryota, Metazoa, Chordata, Aves, Cuculiformes, Cuculidae. The transcript is spliced from 5 exons. The record is from RefSeq and is a predicted model, not a curated record. Bases 895 to 1542 code for a protein of 215 amino acids.
CAUUGCUGAGUACAGCUGAGUUCUUCAGGUGUUCGAUAGUUCUCUAAUUAAUCAUAAUUAAUGAACCCUAGUUAGUAUUUUGCUAAAGUAUUCUCUCUUUCAGGUUGACAUCACAGGAGUCACAGCCCCAUGAAAGUAUGAAUUUCACACAUCACAGCAGGGCUGAGUAGCAGCCGCAACAGCAAUGGCAUCAAAGUCAGCAGCACCUGGUUUCUGACAGACCCAGGAAAAGGGAGAUUUCUUUGCAAAGCAGUGAUAGAAAAACACCUCACACAGGAAAAUAAUCAGCAGGAAAGCCAGGAACAAAGAAAUAAAUAAUACAGCAGCCCACUGCCUCGCAGUCUGCUGAAGCUGAUGCUAUUGUAUGUGCAAAGGUCCAGGAAGCACCACCCAGACCCAUGUGCCAGUGGUCACCCGGAGGCAGCAGCGAGGGCUCUCGCUGGUGAAGCACACGACGGCUUUUGGGGCACGGCGGAAGCUCCUGUGGUUACAGAAGAAAAGCAUAAGAUGUUGAAACAAAUAAAAAACACAUCCCCCUGUGGCCUGGAACUUUCUCAGUGGGUUGCAGAUCACAGACCACCUGCCUUGCACAAAGUGGCUUUUGCAGAGCAAUUGCAAAGAAGAAUUGCAAAGAGAACAAUCGAACCCCUCAAGAACUCAGCCGCACGUCAGCAAUGCACACACUCACAGAUAACAAAUAUGCAUCGAUAUAUUCCAUGAAACACUCCUUGCUGAUGGAUAAUAGAACAUGGUGCCAAACACCUUCUCUUUACCCAAGAGGGUCCAGAUGACAUCACAUCCUCUCCAAAGAGUGACACAACCUCCCAAGUCAAGUGACAAAGAUCGUCUCUGCUCUGCCGCAUCGUCCCCGAGAACGGCCACCCCUAGGAGAAGAUGGUCGGCUCUCCUGUGCUGCUCCUUCUGCUCGCUCUGGGGCUCUGUUGCCCUGGGAUCCGGGCACAGAGAUACAGCAUGGCAGUGAGGUUUCGUGACAGAACCAUCACACAUCCCCAGCUGGAACAGCGACUGGAGUUGGAGUGUGAGUCCAGCAAGGAGGACAGUGGCGUAUUCUGGGUCCACCUGGACAAAGAUCAGACCCUUCACUUCAUCGUCUUUAUUUCCUACCUGCGCCGGACCAUCUUCCAGGGGAAUAAACAGACAUCCCCACGCUUCGAGGCAACAAAAGUUGGGAGAUUCUACCGGCUGGUAGUGAAGUCUUUCACGUCGCAGGAUGAAGGGUACUAUUUCUGCCUCAUGAACAUCAACCAAAUGCUGUUCUUCAGUCCUGGCCAGCCUGCCUUCUUCCCAGUCAUCAGCACAGCAGCACCCACCACACUGCGUGGUGUCACUGGAAACAACACCCACGUGAAGACCCUGGAUCAAGAGAACAGCAAGAACAGAGUACAGGUUUACACCUGUGACAUCAUCUGGGUUCCCUUGUCAGGCACCUGCAUCCUGCUCCUCAAUGCGAUCAUGGUCACCGUCAAAUUGUGUCGACGUAAGAGUCGCCCGGAACCCGGAGCUGGUCCAAAUUCCCUCUGACAUCACACGGAGCCAAGAGCCCUCCCUGUGCAAUAUCAUUACCCAGUGAUCUGCAACAUCAUUAACAUACAAAGGACACUCAAUGGUCUUUUUCUGCCUUUUAAUGCUGAUGUCAAUUAUCAGUGCAAAGCCAUUAGCUGCAAUUAAUUUCUGCAGCACGCAGGUCGAGCCCUCCAGGACAGGUUUUCACCUUGUGCUAAAAUGAAUGGCUGGACAUUGUGUUUUGCAAAUACAUCCCAAAGUGAUGACAAAGAUGCUAAAAUGGAGUAGAGUCUCCUUCACCUCGGUUCCAUGCUGUCUGGUAUCAUCGCCACUUGCCAGUUGCAGAAAUUAAUUGCUGCCAGUGGAUUUUCAGCAGUCUGGCAAAGUCAUUGCAGACAGCAAAUAGAAUAAUUCACCCUCAGCUUGCACUGCAAGACAGACACUGCUUUCCUGUGACAGACCAGGGCUUGAACAUCUUUCCUUGACACUCCAGCUGCCAACUGGACUGGGACGGAUCCUGCAGCGCACUGAGCAGUUCUCCAAGGACUCUGAGCAGGGUCAACACUGCGGCUGGCUCUGCGCUGGGGGCACCGGGGCUGCUGUACCAAAGGGAUUCAGACGGGCUGGAAAGAUGCUCUGAGAGCAUCUUGCUUUUAGUUUGCUCCUGCUGAAUGCUGGUUGGUAAGACUUUGCUAACUAACACUCUGAGAGCCACCAGCAGCCGGCAGGAGCAGGUCACUGCUCAGCUUGUAAAGGCCCUGAACGGGCACAUUCAUUAGAAACAGAGAAUACAUCAUUCAACACAGGUGUGGGAGGAGCAUGUGCGAGUGUACAGCAAAGCAGUGGCACAGCAUCAUCCCUCUGGCUCUACCUUCCCCUCCAUCCUUGGUAGAGGGAGCAGUCACUCCCCACUUUAACACAGAUUUUUCCAGAGGACCUGGUCUCAAACCUGGCCACAGGUGCUCCUUGCAACAGGGAUUUCCCCUAAAUGCCACGGGAAUAAAGCUGGUACUGGACCACAUCAAGCGCCUUUCCCAGGCUGCGAUGCUCACCCAGGCUCUCAGGCUGCACAAAUGACGGCUGCAAGGAACUAAAACCCCGGAGCUCAUCCCACCAGAGAUGCUGUUGGGAGGGGGCCCUGAGCAUCUCUGCUUCCAACACAUCACACCAGCAGCUUAUUUUAGCCUCUGUGAAAGCUCCUAUGAAAUAAACCCACUGUUUUCCUACCCUGCAAGCACUCAGCAGACAGAGCUUCACCCCAGGAGCACACGGGUUUCAUGAGAUGUAUGUUUUAGACACCAGCUAUAAGGAAACCCCUUGGAAACUUCCCAUGGGCAAAGGUUUAUUCUUUCUAAAAGAGAAAUUUCCCCUCUGCCUGCAGCUGCUUUUGAGAUCCCAGAUCUGUUUGCCAUGCUUGAGGCAUCCUGACCUUAGUGUCUAUCCCUGCUUCCCCUUUCUCACCUCUUGCCCAGCGCAGGAGAUGGCCUCCCAUGACCAGACAGCUGGGGCCGCAUGUGGCAGCAGAAGGCAGACUGCAACAGCCCAAUCCUUCUCUUCCCUGGGAAAGUGAGCGGGCAGAGAUAACCCUGCCUGUUCCCCUCCUCCUUCUUGUCUCCCCAUGCUCAGACCACCCCAGCAGUGUCCAGUCCUUACUGAAACCACCCAGGAUGGCAACAUCUUGCCUCCAGCCAUCAGAUUAACCCAACUACAAGAGCUCCCAUUCAAAGAACGGGGAUUUACCCUUUGAUUCUCUGCCUGCUAGUGAAUAACAGGCAACAAAGAAUUUGCUCAGCUCCUGAAUUCCCUAAUUUGGCUUCCUUGUUCCUUAGUAAACUGAAAAAAA